This is a messenger RNA of Aethalodelphis obliquidens (Pacific white-sided dolphin), 3512 nucleotides long. It is a transcript of the gene UVRAG, whose product is annotated as UV radiation resistance associated. Gene Ontology annotation, molecular function: SNARE binding. Lineage: Eukaryota; Metazoa; Chordata; Mammalia; Artiodactyla; Delphinidae. Gene Ontology annotation, cellular component: endosome; lytic vacuole. The record is from RefSeq and is a predicted model, not a curated record. The transcript is spliced from 15 exons. Gene Ontology annotation, biological process: SNARE complex assembly. Bases 208 to 2307 code for a protein of 699 amino acids.
AAGCCAGGUCUCAGCGAGUGGUGGGGGUUGCACUGCGGUAAUAUGGCUCUUCCUUAGCCAGCGGCGGUGGCCGGCGGUGGGGUAGAGCGGUUCUGCCUCCCGGGUGGCUGGUUUCUGGGCUUCAGAGGCUCAGCGGGUCGUGACUAGGCUGUGGUGGCGGAUGCCGGAGGAGCGCCGGCCCCGCCGCUUGGCGGCUCCCGGGUCAAGAUGAGCGCUUCAGCGUCGGUCGGGGGACCGGUCCCCCCGCCGCCCCCGGGCCCGGCCGCCGCGCUGCCUCCCGGUUCUGCCGCGCGGGCCCUGCAUGUGGAGCUGCCGUCUCAGCAGCGACGUCUUAGACAUCUUCGGAACAUCGCUGCCCGGAACAUUGUUAAUAGGAAUGGCCAUCAACUCCUAGAUACCUACUUCACACUUCACUUGUGUAACACUGAAAAGGUAUAUAAAGAAUUUUAUAGGAGUGAAGUGAUUAAGAAUUCCUUGAAUCCAACAUGGCGGAGUCUUGAUUUUGGAAUAAUGCCGGACCGUCUCGAUACAUCUGUGUCUUGUUUCGUGGUGAAGAUUUGGGGUGGAAAGGAGGACAUCUACCAGCUGUUGAUUGAAUGGAAAGUCUGUUUGGAUGGGCUGAAAUAUUUGGGUCAGCAGAUUCAUGCCCGCAACCAAAAUGAAAUAAUUUUUGGGCUGAAUGAUGGCUAUUAUGGUGCUCCAUUUGAACAUAAGGGUUAUUCAGAUGCUCAGAAGAGUAUUCUUCUUCAGGUGGAUCAGAACUGUGUUCGCAAUUCUUAUGAUGUCUUCUCUUUGCUGCGGCUUCAUAGAGCCCAGUGUGCAAUUAAACAGACUCAGGUAACUGUUCAGAAAAUUGGAAAGGAAAUUGAAGAAAAACUAAGACUCACAUCUACAAGCAAUGAGCUGAAAAAAGAAAGUGAGUGCCUGCAAUUAAAAAUUUUGGUGCUUCGAAAUGAACUGGAAAGACAGAAGAAAGCUUUGGGACGGGAGGUGGCAUUACUGCAUAAGGAACAAAUUGCGUUACAGGACAAAGGAAGUGCAUUUUCGGCUGAGCACCUCAAGCUUCAACUCCAGAAGGAAUCCCUAAAUGAGUUGAGGAAGGAGUGUACUGCGAAAAGAGAACUCUUUCUGAAGACUAAUGCCCAGUUGACAAUUCGUUGCAGGCAAUUACUAUCUGAGCUUUCCUACAUUUACCCUAUUGAUUUGAAUGAGCAUAAGGAUUACUUUGUAUGUGGUGUCAAGUUGCCUAAUUCUGAGGACUUCCAAGCAAAAGAUGAUGGAAGCAUUGCUGUUGCCCUUGGUUACACUGCACAUUUAGUAUCAAUGAUUUCCUUUUUCCUACAAGUGCCCCUCAGAUAUCCUAUAAUUCAUAAGGGAUCGAGAUCAACAAUCAAAGAUAAUAUUAAUGACAAGUUGACUGAAAAGGAGAGAGAGUUUCCAUUAUACCCAAAAGGAGGGGAGAAGUUGCAGUUUGAUUACGGUGUCUAUCUUCUGAACAAAAACAUAGCACAGCUAAGAUAUCAACAUGGACUAGGGACUCCAGACUUGAGGCAAACCCUCCCUAACCUGAAAAACUUCAUGGAGCACGGACUAAUGGUCAGGUGCGACAGACAUCACACCUCCAGUGCAAUCCCUGUUCCAAAGAGACAAAGCUCCGUAUUUGGGGGUGUAGAUGUAGGCUUCUCUGGGGGGAUGCCUUCACCAGACAAAGGACACCGGAAACGGGCCAGCUCAGAGAAUGAGAGACUCCAGUACAAAACCCCUCCCCCCAGUUACAGCUCAGCAUUAGCCCAGCCUGUGACCACUGUCCCCUCCACGGGAGAAUCUGAGAGAAAGACAACAUCUCUGUCUUCCUCCUUGGACACCUCCUUGGACUUCUCCAAAGAAAACAAGAAAAAAGGGGUAGAUCUGAGUGACAGCUUCAAUGGAGGCCAUGGGAGUGUGAACACUAGCCAGGAACAGGGACAAGCCCUCCCGGGGCCUCCAGCCACAGUCAACGGCACCCUCCUGCCCAGCGAGCAGGCCGGCUCCUCCAGCGCCCAGCUUCCAGGGGGGUUCCACCCGGUCUCCGAAGCCGAGCUCUGCUGUACCGUGGAGCAAGCAGAAGAGAUCAUCGGCAUGGAAGCCACAGGCUUCACCUCAGGCGAUCAGCUGGAAGCAUUUAACUGCAUCCCCGUGGACAGUGCCGUGGCAGUGGAAUGUGACGAACAAGUUCUGGGAGAAUUUGAAGAGUUCUCCCGAAGGAUCUAUGCACUGAACGAAAAUGUAUCCAGCUUCCGCCGGCCACGCAGGAGUUCUGAUAAGUGAAGCGAGCGGACAGACGGUAGGACCAGGAUAGAGUCACUGCUUGAAAUGAGGAUAAAGCUGCACUGGUUACCCUUUGUAAUAAUUAUGACACAAAAUGAAUAUUAAUGGAGGAUAUUCCUCAGAAAAAUAGACUUUGUGAAUCAAGGAGGGACUCAGGAUCAUUGUGUAUCAGUGGGCCAAAGUUAGACUUUGCUUGCAAGAUUUGCUUUUCAGGCCUGUCAGUUAUUUUAAGGCAGAAGUCUAGCUCUAGUCACCUUAUAGGCAUUUGACUGCUUUUUUAUUUACACUUCUGUGUUAUCCUCAGAGGGAAGAUGAUAAUAUAUAAAUAAUAUAAUGAAUUUAUCUUUAGUUUCUUAUAAGCAUUUGCCCUCACCAUAGUUUAUGAAACUUUGGGAAAAUUGAAUAUUCAGUAAAAGGUCUCCAACAUCCACUGAAGGAUCUUUGGCCGUCCAUUAAGUUGAUGAGUUAGAAGCACAAUGGCCUCCUUAUACCCAGGCCCACCUGCCCCUGCCCCUGCCCCUGGUCCCAGACUUCACAGUCAACCUAGCUGUCACCCCGUCUGCACAGUAGAUACCUUGUGCAUCCUGACGACUGAGGACAUCACGUUUGCUGGUUCUUUAAUGAAGUUGCCAUUACCUUCCACCUCUUCCAGUCAGCCAUACCCUUGCUGCAGCCCUCAGAUUAUAGGGAAGACCUCACCACUGGUGGAUCCCAGGGGAUCCUCAAGGACCCCUGAGGUUACUAUAGUCAGGUGGCCUCCAGUUCCCUCUGGGGGCCACAGUUAUGUGGGCAGAGGCUGUUGUCAAAAGCUGGGUGUGCUUUCUGGCAACACACUCACCAUAUAGAAAUCCCUAUAUGUAAACCCCAUGUUAAUUUAUUAAAUUUCAGUUGGAAAGGAAGGCAUUGUAUAUGAUAAAAUAUGUGUAGAGUCAGGCUGUCCAGUGUGCAGACUGCAAGGCAGUUGAGGUAGUUAGAUUAAGAGACUAGAUGAGGCAUAAAAUACUAUCGGUAUGUGUGCAAUUGCAUAAAUAUUAAAUUAUGUUUUUGAAGUACAUUUUCAUUCCUGGAGCUCAGAUAUCAUUUGCUAUUGCUAUAUACUUUAUAUACCCAAGGACAUCGCCUCAGGGUUGCAAGCUCUUUAAGGAAAUUCUAUGCUUAUAUCCGUGUAUUGUAUAAAGAAUAAAAAUUGAGUUUACUUCACUCAA